ACAGGACCUGCAAGCGUCUACCGGCCGUUGGGAUUCAGAUAGUGAAGCCAAGAAUGUCGUUCGAUGACGAUAACCUCGAGCCCUCCCUCCGAUCUCCAGGGCCUUUGGAAAUGAGCGGAGGAGACAUCGAUACUCUGCAGGGCAUUUAUCUCGACGGUGCCAGUGCCACCGGACUGGCGUCUUAUGCAAACCACGCUCUUCAUUUUACCGACAAGCAAGGACAGGGGGAGAAGUGCGAGGGGUGGGGGAGCAGCGCACAUGGCCUACUGGAAGCGUCCACGUCCUGCGCAGACAAUUCGGGUUGGAGGAAUAUUCGAGGAGACACACUUCAGCACGAAUCCCACGCGGAAUCUUCCUCUCUUCCGUGGUAUCAGUACGGCUCUCUGCCCUAUGAGGAAUCUAAAGAAAUGGGAUUCGACAGCGCAGGAGCAAGCAACGUCAUGGAAAACUACGGUGACCAUGGCGGAGAUAUCGAUGAAAGUUAUGAAGAGAGAGCCGGAGGUUACACUGAGUGUGAUCUGCAGGAACCCUUUUCUUCACUGACAGUUGCAGAUGAAGGUGCACACGGCCACUACAGUGCCUCAGGAAUGCAUUUCGACAGCUCUACCGAGGAAGCCCUCUUCAGCAGAAUUCCUUCUAACAGAAACAGGGAUCGGCGUCCGAAGAGUUGGGAGUUUUUCAUGCGGCUUCUGGCGAGCAAGCAGACGAAUCCUGCUUUGAUCCGGUGGGAGGACGAGGCCACAGGAACUUUCCGCUUAGUCCACCCGAAGACCAUCGCGAAACUGUGGGGGACUGGCUUCUCCGGGAAACCUAACUUGUCUUACAACAACUUCGCUCGUGACCUAAGGCACUAUUACAAAUCAGGCGAGAUUCAACCUGUGCGCGAGAAACAGCUGGUAUACAAAUGUGGACCUGAAGCCCUUGCUUAUCUCGAAGGCCUGCAGACGACUUAGGUUUUUCACGUAUUCUUGCUACAGAAGGCAGACUGUCAACCUACUGUUGACUUGUAGUGACUCUCGUGAAACCCAUUCUAGCAGGUAAUUCCAAAGAAAUCUAUCAUCAUGACAAUAUUCCUUCACAACUAGUAUCUGGAGAACGCCAAAGAUACAUUAGAAGAUAAAUUAAUUUCUAUGCCGUCAUCAAAGUACUAGAGAACCACAUUUAAUCACGCAAACGAAAAAGGAUAGCUCUCUAUAUCAGCAGUUGCUAGUGAUAUAUGCAACUCUUCUAUAUUUAAGGGGAUUGAUCACGUUUCCAAUGAAGAUAUACACUGGAGAGUCCAGCAAAGUGGGCUGUUUCAAGUGAACGGUACUAGUAUUUAUAACACUUACGAUGUACGUAACAUGAAAUGUACAUAAUUUAUUUAUAUGUGAUAUAAUCAGGUGCAAUAUAUUUAAUUAAAUAUAGACUUCGUCCAUCAACAUCUUAAUCAACUUGAUUGGUUUCAAAUACUACAGACUUUGUAGUGAUAUUAAUUUUCAUUCUUCUACAUUUGUCGCAGUGAAUACGGUUUACACGAAUUCAUGUCACUAUCAAAGGAUUAUAAAUAAUAAAAUGAACAAUUUUA
Messenger RNA from Penaeus chinensis, 1567 nucleotides. RefSeq names its product DNA-binding protein D-ETS-3-like. Bases 54 to 953 code for a protein of 299 amino acids. Gene Ontology annotation, cellular component: nucleus. Gene Ontology annotation, molecular function: sequence-specific DNA binding; DNA-binding transcription factor activity, RNA polymerase II-specific. Lineage: Eukaryota; Metazoa; Arthropoda; Malacostraca; Decapoda; Penaeidae. Gene Ontology annotation, biological process: regulation of transcription by RNA polymerase II; cell differentiation. The transcript has 6 exons. The record is from RefSeq and is a predicted model, not a curated record.